This is a messenger RNA of Giardia duodenalis, 459 nucleotides long. RefSeq lists its product as uncharacterized. The record is from RefSeq and is a predicted model, not a curated record. The transcript has a single exon. The coding region runs from base 1 to 459 and encodes 152 amino acids. Lineage: Eukaryota; Fornicata; Diplomonadida; Hexamitidae.
AUGCAGCUGCUGGUCUUGCCUCGCGGGACAAAUGCGGAGGCCCUCUUUUCAACAGGUGCUAGGCUAGGCAGUAAAGGCGAGCUUAUCUUUAGUGGCUUCCAAGCCAUCGAGAUUCCACUCUCCACCAGCCUUCUACUGCACAGCAAGGGGGAUGAGUACACGCAGCAUACACUGACUAGUGCACUCACGCUCCUUUCAGGUGACAUGGCAGCAGCACGGAGCAGCCUUCCCAAUCCUAAAAAUAGCAUCCCCACAAGCAGGCAGGUAGAUUGGGUAACCUCGCACUUGCGGAGGGAGCAAGAUCAGAAGACCAAGCAUUCACUAAAGCAAGAAAAGCACGUACACUUCGAGCAGCCAGAGAAGAAGCGGUCCAAGUCCUCCAAGUCCUCACGCAAAGAGAAAAAACGCCACGAGGACGAGGGUAUGAAGGAUCGUAGAGUUAGUAAAAUUAAGAGCUAA